AUGACAACUACAAGCUCACAAGUCAGCACUCCAUGGGGAGAUGCUAAUGAAACUGGAGUAGCGCCCGUGUGGGAAGAAGCAAAUCUAACCAAUCCAUACCUGUGGGAAAGGGAUAUUUGGUACCCUGCAGGAUUACCGUCUUUCAAUUUCACCUUUGGUAUUCCGAUGGGCAGCGUCGAAGACGAUUUUCCAACUGUUAUGCAGGCCCAACUUGGACUAGGCAAGAACUCAUCUUUUCUUGAAUUCUUCAAAGGCGCGGGAUAUAUCGGAGCAAGAGCGUAUUCAGUCUUCUGGGGUCGACUGAAUGGGCCAGCUGAGCAGCGGACUUCCGGCGCAUUGAUCCUCGGCGGAUAUGAUAAAUCAUUCAUAGACUCGUCCACUGGAACCCAGAUCUCAGGGGAAAUCAUGCCAAGUGAACCCGGGGUCUUUGGGUGCAGCACAGGACUACAGCUGCCAAUCAACGAUCUGCAGCUCAACUGGAGAAACGGCACCAAUACCAGCAUAAUCAAGGGGUCAUCCCUAGGUAGCUUGGUGAUAUGUUUAGAGCCUAGCUUUCCCGGGCUUAUGUCACUUCCACACUCUCAUUGGGAUGCGUUCAAGAAAUUAGCGGGUGGGAAGGCUCUCGAAGGGGACGAGGGCAGAAGCACUUUCAUGAUCAAUCCUGGGACGAUGAUGUUCGAGAAGGAAAAUAUAUACGACGGCGAUCUGACAAUUGAGAUGUUUGAUGACGUUAGAUUCCGGAUUCCAAACACAGACCUCGUCGUCCCGCCCGCGUACAUCUCAAGCAAUGGCACAAUUAUCGCCAACUCCUCAAUCCGUAAUAUUGUCAUUAAAGGCCUUGAUGAAGGCAGAAAUGACGCGCUGAUGCUGGGAAAAACAUUCUUGUCGAGUGCGUACUUGUUGGUAAACCACGACAAAAACAGCUUCACACUGUGGGCCGCUUUAACAAGCGCUAAUGGCGACGGGAUUCGCUCCAAUGGAUCUUUAGUCGCUGUGGCAUCGAAUGGAAACGAGACAACUGAGUUUUGUGAAGGCAGUUUUGGCGGAAAUAGCAAUCCGACGACGUCAUCUUUGCCUUUCCCUUCCUCAUCUUCGGAUCUUGGAAGGGACGGAAAGGAGCUCUCCAAAGGCAGCAUUGCAGGGAUAGCUAUAGGAUCUGCAAUUGCGUUUGCCUUGGUCGCCGGUAUCGCAUGGAAGCUUUGGCGCACGAAACGGAACGGAUCGAGAAAGAAUAGGGAAGUGGUUUAUGAAUGGGACCAAGGUCCAAGCCCAUCAAAGUACGCUAGUCAUGCUCCACCAUUAGAACUGGUGGAGAUGGGUACUGAGCAAAGUGUCAGCGAGCUGGUGGCGGAAGAAAGGGUGAGUGAGUUAGCGGUGGAAGAAAGGGUUAGUGAGCAGCGAGAUGAUGAUGAUCACGUAGUAGUAGGGCUUGCAUGUUGA
Molecule: messenger RNA, 1440 nt
Organism: Lindgomyces ingoldianus
Lineage: Eukaryota; Fungi; Ascomycota; Dothideomycetes; Pleosporales; Lindgomycetaceae
Exons: 2
Coding region: 1-1440 (479 amino acids)
Source: RefSeq, a predicted model, not a curated record